Molecule: messenger RNA, 2036 nt
Organism: Ostrea edulis (European flat oyster)
Lineage: Eukaryota; Metazoa; Mollusca; Bivalvia; Ostreida; Ostreidae
Exons: 1
Coding region: 921-1793 (290 amino acids)
Source: RefSeq, a predicted model, not a curated record
AUAUUUGUUUAUUGGAUUGUGACGGUAUAUUGCAAGAUUUCAAUAGCUCCGUAAAAUGUCUCGUUUUCAAUAGACCCUGUUUGAUGGAUACUGAUAAUAUGUUGUUCGAAACGACACACGGGCAGCUUUUGGCAUCAAUUUCAAAACGGAAACUGUACAGUUCAGAUCAAGCGUAUUCUCUGAAAUCUUUUAAUAUAUAUAUGCAUGCUUCACGAGACUGCCAAGAGCUUAAAUUGUGAUUCAAUAAAUACUUCGCUGGUGAUAUCUGCUUUUUGCCAAAAAGAGGGAAUUACAAAAUUGAUUUCUGGACUCAGAAAAGGUUGUGUAAAACAAUUCAUCAAUAUUUGCUCGCUCAUUUAAUCUGUUAGUUUAACGUUGCUUUCCAUAUAUACGCCAUGUUAAACACUUAGCCAAACACCGGAAAGACAUGGUACUUAACGUAAAUCAAUAUUCAAUACUGAGUUUUUAAAAAUAUAGAUUGGGUCGAAUUCUUUUUCAAAUUUAUUUAGCUUUAGUUCCACUCGGUUUGAAAAUUUUCAUUGAUAUGGUAAUUGAAAGAAAAUUGAUUGACUUUGAAAUCCAGCGAUCUCGGAGAGAAAACACCUCAACUAAGGGAAGACGGGAACAAUUAGCGGCGGUUAUUUUGUGUUUUAUUCAUAUUUGAUGAGUUGCUUGGUUUUAAAUACCUGGUUACGUGCCGAUGUAUGGUCGGGCAAUUAACAAAUUGAGAGAGAGAAAGUAAAGACCUAAUGCGCUUUAUCUAGCAGUGAAACUCGAUACAAGAUAAUUAAACAGUCCGCUGGGAUUUCUUCGAUCCGAGGCUUAUAACGAUACUGGAAAGGUGUUAAUUUGUAGUUGACACUUGGCGAGAAAGGAUUAAUUUUGAAUUUUUCUGAUAAUAUUUGAUAAGAGGGGACAAUAUGUCGAAAUUUAUGUUUCAUAUUAGAUUUUCAAGUGAAGAGGAUUACCUUCACCAACACGAACUUUACGAGAUGCUGAGAUCUAGGAAUUUAUAUCAAGUGCAGUUUGAUUUGAAGAAGAGACUCGAAAAGCGCAUUAGAUCCAUAGAACAAGCUGAAAAAAUGCACAUAGCAACUUCCCAGAGCAAGAAAACUCUGUUUCUGCAGACUGUUCAGGAACGAAUAAAGAAAAGGAAUCGAUUCGGAGAAAGAUACAAACGCCAUUACUCUUCGGGUGAUAUUGAGGAGAAAACGGACAAAAUAUCCCAACCCCCUCGAAUGUUUCCGAAACAAAGGGAAGGGGAACCGCCAGAUACGAGCGACAAGGACAUGGCUAGAAGUCAAACAGCUCCGGAAAUAGCAGUUUCUCAAAAAUCUAAUGACAUGGGUGUCCACGCAGAGGAAGAAAUUACGUCAUUGAGACGCAACGUAACUUUCUGCGGUAAAUCGUUCCCGAUGGCAAAGAGCGCAAAGCGUCGCGCAAAACCCCAACACCUUCUGUCAGUUGAGGAAGAGAAGGAGGUUAUGACGUCUACAGAGACUGAUGGUGACAUUGUCAGUGAUUCUAUACAUUUACCGGACAUAAACAACGUUAUCACCCAACCCGACAAUAGCGGAAUGAAAAGGACCUUAUCUCCAGCUAAUUUAGCUGUUAUGAAAAAUAUGUCCAUCUUUGAAUCCGGAGUCACGGCACCAGAUGGUCGACUGAUACUCUCCAGACAGGACUAUGAUGAAUUCAUUGAUCAGUAUCGUCAAGCACAGAAGCAUUGGUUACGGAGACAACGACGAAAAAGUGAAAGUCUGGAGGAAAAAAUAAAGAAUUUAAGAUUGUGAGUGAUGGGGCUUCGUAAUAUUCUGGAGUGACGUUUUCUGUUCAGUACCCUAUAAGAGUGAUCACGAUUUUCGCAGGUUUUAUUUCAAACCUUUCUCUUUGUAACGCUAAAUCUUUGUCAACAUCAUGGAAUUAAACGAAGGAAUUUUCACCAUCUAGUGAUGUCCAGUGAGCACGUUAACAGAUGAUCAAAAUUCAAAUUGUUUUAAUAUCACUUAUCUUUUAAUAGAAAAACCACACAUGAC